Messenger RNA from Lactuca virosa, 795 nucleotides. The record is from the annotation of a GenBank genome assembly. NCBI's taxonomy places the organism in Eukaryota, Viridiplantae, Streptophyta, Magnoliopsida, Asterales, Asteraceae.
AGGAAAACCUCAGUUUGCAAUUUUCACUUUUCAAGGCGAGAGAGAUGGCGAUGGAUGGGAGCAGCGGAGGUGAAGAAUUCGCAGUUGGAUGCCUGCUAUCGAUAAAAACUACUUUUGGAGACGAAUUUGAAGGUCAAGUCAUAACCUACGAUCGCCCUUCUAACAUUGUCGUCCUCCAAGAAGGUUUGAAAUCGAACCCACAAUCACGCCGCAACAUUAGGUUACUCAAAGCCAACUACAUCAAAGAGUUUUCCUUUUUGGGUCAAUCUGAUGAUCCACUUGAUCUCAAGAAGUGCUAUCUCGAUCUCAAUUCACUCCAAUCUAAAGAAGAUGCCGCCGUUAGACAAGCAGAGAUAGACGUUGAGAGAAUUGGGGUUGGUGUUACUGCAGAAGCUCAGAGCAUUUUUGAUGCUUUGUCUAAAACGCUGCCUGUUCGGUGGGACAAGAGCGUGAUAGUGGUGAUGAACGAGGUGCGUGUUAGCAGUCCAUAUCUUGCUGAAUCUGUUACAGGAGGAACUCCUGCUGCCAAUGAGCGAGUCAGGAAAGUGCUUGAGCUUGAAAGGAGGAGGUUGCAAACUCGUGGAUCUGGUCAAUGAACACCAGGAACAUGAACAGGAAAAAUAUUAAUAUUUGGAGUUGGAGAAACAUGGAUUCAGAAUUUUAGAUGCCCCAAAGUUAGCUUGAAGGACCCAAAUCCGUUUUAUCAAAUUCAUUCUUAUUUAAGAGUGUGGAUGAGGAUGACAUUCGCUUUGAGAGUGUUUGAGGAUACACACACAAUCCAUAUCAUCAUCAAGU